AUGUCCCUUCCACAUGAUGACCAGGGCAAUUCAUAUUCAGAAGAUUGGUUAACUUUCUACAGAGCGCAUGAUAAUGAAGCGCAUGUUCUUGUUUCAGCAAAAGCUAAAUAUAUUCAAGGUGAGAAUGAGGGUUCAUAUGCAUUUAUUACCUGUAAAAAUACACUUAUAUCUUUUUCUUUUGAGGAUAAUCCAAAUCUCAUUGAAAUUCAAAAUUAUGCAUUCUAUCAAUGUGGGAAUUUACAGAGUAUUGACUUAUCACCAUGUAAAAAACUUACUAUUAUUGGUCAAUAUGCAUUUUCCCAAUGUAGAAAAGUAGCCUCUCUUAUGCUUCCUGAAAAAUUAUUAAAAUUGAGAGAUUAUUGUUUUAGUACAAUAGUACAACUACAAUCAGUUAUCAUUCCAGAUUCAAUAACUAAGUUAGGUACCCGAUGCUUUUUUUAUUGCACAAAUUUGAAAACAUUUACUAUAAAUCCGACAUCAAACUUAAGAUUUUUGAUGGGAAACUUUAUCAGAAAAUCAUUGAUAGCAGAAUUCACAAUUACAGCUAAUGUUGAGCUUGUAGAUCCAGGUGUUUUUGAAGAAGUUCCCUUAACAACAUUUUCAGUCAGCCAAAAUAACAAUUACUACGUCUCUGAAUCAAAUUUGUUACUCACUAAGAAUAAAACAGUUCUAAUUUCUGCGCCUAUGCUCUUAACAGGUACUUUUACAGUCCCUGAUGGAAUACAAGUUUUGGAAGGUGUUUCUUUUUCCUGUUCAAAGUUAGAAUAUGUUAAUUUCCCAAAUACUCUAAAAACAAUCAGACGUCAUUGUUUCUUUAAUAGUAAAACCCUUAAGAAAGUUGUUAUACCUAACUCUGUAACAGAAAUCCAGCAAAAUGCAUUCCAAUAUUGUUCAAGUUUAUCUGAAGUAAUAAUGUCAGAAAAUGUUAUUGUUCUUAAUUCAUAUGUAUUUUUUCGAAUGUAA
This is a messenger RNA of Trichomonas vaginalis G3, 963 nucleotides long. Its product is annotated as ribonuclease inhibitor domain-containing protein. The transcript has a single exon. Lineage: Eukaryota; Parabasalia; Trichomonadida; Trichomonadidae. The record is from RefSeq and is a predicted model, not a curated record. The coding region runs from base 1 to 963 and encodes 320 amino acids.